This is a messenger RNA of Cloeon dipterum, 3045 nucleotides long. RefSeq lists its product as uncharacterized. The transcript has 13 exons. Gene Ontology annotation, molecular function: protein binding. The record is from RefSeq and is a predicted model, not a curated record. Bases 372 to 2765 code for a protein of 797 amino acids. NCBI's taxonomy places the organism in Eukaryota, Metazoa, Arthropoda, Insecta, Ephemeroptera, Baetidae.
AUAUCAGUUAAUACGAGACCUUUUUCCGGGAUUUCUUUUUAUCUCUUCGGGAAAUGCGUUGGAUUGAGCUUAGGCAAGUGGGGUUGGCUGCGAAAUGAAAUUUGCGAAAGCUAAGCCUGGCAGACAGAAAAAUCGACAAAAGGCUCUGUGGCCGCGAUCAUAAAAUCUGCUUUUCCCCGCGAUUAAGCACGAAGCGGCGUGGCGGGCGCCUGCGAGUUAGGCAGCCUGGCGAAAGUGGGUGCGCGGCGCAGCUGCCGACAUGCCAGGGGCGCCGCGCACAAACACCCACGCAGCUAUCGCAGGGGUAGCCGAACAGCUGACCGAGCCGUGUUUACCCUCGACGUGGGGGCUGCUGCUGUUCGGGGGCCGAAAUGCUCGGCCUCGAGUCUCCGGAGGCGGCCACGGCCGAACGCUCCACUCUGCUCGCAGGCUCCAAGUUGUCCGUCAGCGACAGUUUCGACGAGGACAACAGCGACGACGCCGACGACGAGGUUUUCAUCCAGGACGGCAAGAAUGGCAGGCCCAAGGGCACCGGGGCUGCAGUCAAACGACCCCUCAUGCCACCCAGAAGAAAGGUGCACAAAUCGAUUCCAUUCGAAUCGAAUAUCCACAGAAGGGCACUGAUCAGGGCACUGAAAGGGCCUUGUUGCUUUGCACUCCUCUUCCUGAGCAUUUUCAUAAUUGCAGUUGGCUCGCUGUCGAUAUUUUUCAACUCGUUUCUCUCCGAGCGCAAGUGGAAAGAGCAGAAAGCCUCGGAACUGGUCACGCCGUCUGAAUUGUACAGUAAAAUUGUCUGGAACGUGACUUUUCACGGAAUUUAUCCGACGAGCACUCUUUUCGCGGUCGACGCGAAUUCUGACGGCGUCUUGGACGUAAUCUUGGCUUUUGGAACUGCGGUCGACCGAAUCGAUGACCCGGGCUUCGUGUGUGCUGUUUACUUUGAAGGACAUUACCCCUGCUAUGGCGGGAUUUUAGCACUGGACGGCUCCACUGGACAACAGCUUUGGCGUUUCUGGACGGAGAGCGCCGUCCAAAGCCUCGACUGCUCUGCCGAUCUAACGGACGAUAAGGUUAACGAUUGCGUCGCGGCAGAUAAAUCAGGGGUGUUACAAGCGAUUAACGGGCACGACGGAAGUAGAAUUUGGAGCUUCCCGUCGACAACGCCGAUGCAACUGUCCGACGGCGGAGACCAACUGAACCCGAGAUUCGUGCCAGACAUGAACGAGGACGGCAAGCAAGACCUGGUCGUCGGCUACAACAGCGCCUCAAACGUCUGCGGGCAUUCGAGCACGUACCCUCAGGGUCAUUUGUUGCUUCUGAACGGCGCCACCGGGGAGGUGCUGCAGUGUCUGGAGGUGAUGGACCACGCGAACAUAACAACGGCGCCGACGCUGAUUGUGAUGGCGGAGGGAAGCAACCACCUGCUGAUGUCGUUAGCCGUGUUGGAUCAGGCCAAGUUGGUGCUCAUGCCGCUCCACCCGCAGUUGGGCGUCAUCAGCGACGUGCUAAAAGAGUUGCCUGUCAAUGGGAAAUCGAGCAUCAGCACCCCUCUGCUCGUCGAUUUAAACGACGACGGCACUGCAGACGUCAUCGUGUCGUCUAGAGGUGAUUUGGUUGCAAUCGACGGUAGGAGUUUGGAGCAGAUGUGGACGUUACAAAAAUCAGAUAACUACGUUGUAAAUGGGCCAAUUUUAGCUGGCUACUUCAGCAAUGACAGCGUUCCCGACAUUAUCGUAAAAUAUUCUAUUCCUGGCAGAGACUAUCAGGAAAUAAUUAUACUUGACGGAUCAACUGGAAAACUGAUAAUCUCUUCAAUAUUAGCCGCUAAGGGCGGGGCAAAUGCGCCAAGUGCGAGCUUAGAAGGCUUUGGAAACGAUGUAUUCCUGUAUUGGAGUCCCACUUGCACAUUUGACAAAGAAGCGAAUAUUGACUGCGCAAAAGACGAGAAUACAACUAGCGCCUUGGAGCUGCAAGUCCUACUGCCAAACAAAAAUUCUUCCUUUCCUCUCUACAAACUUAUUUCCAACGGAGACAAUCCUGACGAGGACUGGCGAAUGGCGAGCACCUACCUGAACACGCACCCUGACUUCUGGGACCAGUACGUGAGACUGAUUUGCGCCGCGGAGAGCAGCGCCGAAGAAGCUUUAAGCGCGCAGCAGCAGGAAUCGGUGGAAAACGUUGGCUACCAAAAGCAGCACAACGUUCGCAAGCAUGGCCGACUUCCCGAGGAAACGCAGCCCCUCUAUUCAGAUUACGACACGGGGAGUAAUUACCGGCCAAGUUACGAGGACGCACGACCGAGACGCGAGGCGCACAGCUACGUUUUGCCCACGAUCACUUCAUCAGGAAUCCUCUUGCCGCGCUUUAAUCAAUAUGAGGAAGGCUUGGAUUUGGUUUACACUUUAUCAACACCCACGCCAGAUGACCCAAUUCCGACGGCGUAUCAGCAGUGUUUAGUCAACAAAAUUUCUCAGCUGAAGUCAAGCAGGAGACGCAUUUUGAUGGCGAGCUGCCAACGACAGGCCAAGGAUGUGGCCUUGGAGUGCUGGAAGGAAGCGACCCAGAUGACCUCGGCGACGAGACCUUUUGGUGCAACCAGAAUGGCCAGAUUAACAGUGCAUCGACAGACAAUUCAGCUCAAAUGCAGUGAUCAGGUUCUCAAGGACGGCCAACGGUGCGCAGCCCUUCUUCCUUGGAAUAUGCAGAGUCUACCUCGAGGUCAAGCACGUUCAAAUUUAUUUUUUCCCAGAAACAUCGGUCAGUAGAAAAUAAUUGUAAGCACUAUACUUUUCAUAAACUGGUUUAUUUAACGAAAAUCGAGCUUUACAGAAAAUUUGUGAAAAUUAUUUUUAUUUUUACUUGAAAAAUGAACUAUAAAUGAUGAAAUCUGAAAUGUUCGUCCUAAUUUGUUGUUUAAUUUUCUGAGAAUAUCGGCUCAAAGGUUUGCAUGCUAAUCAAGCGGCGAACUCUCAUCCUUAUUUAUUCCACCAGAAUGGAAAUUAGAUCAUAAUUCACACACAUCACUGUUCUCCUUGGUCCUGAUUU